AUGCACAGCAUAUUGACCGAUUUGGCUGCAGUUCUUGUCCAGAAUGUGGAGCACUGGUCAAAGCCAGAGCCAAUUCUUGAUGAGAAAAGCGGAAGAGUUGGGUACAAGGAGAAGGACGACAUCAGCUACGAUGUGUCCUACUCCAACAAGACCGUUUUUGCUUAUUUGAACUUCCGGAAGGAGGGCAAAGUCACAACUGCGCAAGUUCGCGACCAUGUUGGUAUCGAUUUGCUAUGCGGCAGGUUUUCGUUUGCAGACCUUCCCAACAACUAUCGAUGCAUUUUGGGCGUCACUGGCACCUUGAAUGAGCUCCGAACCAUUCCUGGCUUCGAGAAGCUUCUUCAGGACGAGUAUGGCUUCAAGCAUUUCACCGUUACCCCGUCCAUUUUCGGGGCAGGACGGCUCAUCUUCAACCCAGGAGAGCAUGUGCAGGUGCUGGAUGAGGAGGAGGACUGGUGCCUGUGCAUUGAAAGGCUGGUAGACGAGAAUACCAGGAAAGGAGAUUCGGUCCUGGUGUUUUUCAAGAACGAGGAAGCGAUGAGAAAGUACCGAGGUUGGGAAAACAUGGAGUGCUUGACGGAGCGCACGGAUCCCAAGCGCCGGAAGGGGUAUAUUGCAGCAGCUACGGCUGAAGGCAAGGUCACGUUGCUCACCAGGGCCUACGGCAGAGGAAUUGAUUUCCAAAUGCCAGAGAAACAUCGCCUGGUGGUGGUGCAGACGUACCUCUCAAGCUUGGUCAGUGAAGAGAAGCAGAUUAAAGGCCGGACUGCGCGGCAAGGCAAAUCAGGGCUCUUCCUUCAAGUCCUGUGCGCGCAACACUUGGAAGCCAAGAUGGCCUUCAGCAAGGAGGACGUGAACAACUUGCACAAUGUGAAUGGGCAGCAGAUUCAGACCAUGUUGAAAGCAAAGCAAUCUGCAAAGACCUCCGCAAAGGUGUUUGGCAUGAUUGAGCGGAGGAAUAAAGCGCGACAUCUUGAAGCGGAGACAAAGGAAUGGGAACGGCUCUUGUUCGGAGAUACAGAAUCGAGCGAGAAGCUGAAAAAGUUGGCGUCGUUCAACCAGGUCAUACAGCCCGCUCACUAUUCCGUUCUGCUUGACAUCUCUAGUUCAAUGCGGGGAACCAAUAAGGAGCAAAUGGACAUGGCCUUUGACAGAUUCCGAGAGCAGCUGUGUCAGCAAGAACAAGAGGGGUCCAACACCAUGGUGUCUGUGGUCCUCUUCAAUCACGACACCCAGGCUUUUGUAUUCAAACUCGAUGGAUGCAGGGAGAGGGGAGAGGGACUCUUUGCUGUUUGCUUCUCCCUGCAGGUGAUUACCCCAACGCACGCAAAGGCAUCCGAGUUGCAAGGUAUCGCUCAUCGUCAAGUGGGCGGACGGACCUGCUUCCGCAAAGCCUUUGCUGAAUGCCGAGCUCUGAUGAGUCGCCGCCCAAGAGCCCAGGAGCUGAUUUUGUUCCUGACUGAUGGCGGCGCCGACGUCCCCGAGUCAGAGCUCACAGCUUUGUUGGCAGAUCACGGCAGCAGGAUCAAGUGCUUGACCUGUGUUGCCCUUGGUGCACAGGCAGACACGAGGGUUUUGAAGCAAAUCGGCGCCAAGUUUCGGCAGCAGAACAUCAACUUCCGGCUGCGAGACGCUAACAGCCAGGAGACCCUGGUCACGGCCUUCGAGGAAGCAGCCGGUGGUCGCGCAAUCCAUUGCAAAUAG
Molecule: messenger RNA, 1704 nt
Organism: Effrenium voratum
Lineage: Eukaryota; Dinophyceae; Suessiales; Symbiodiniaceae
Source: the annotation of a GenBank genome assembly